AUGAGCACACGAGUGCGCGUUCACGCCGUGAGUACGCGGCAGCUGCGGGCUAGCUGUGACGUCACAGGAAGCGGUGGGUUGAGUCCCAACGCCAACCUGACAGCGGCGACGACGACAGGCAGGCAGUCUUCUUCUACUCUGCGGCGCUCAGCGAGGGUCCGCAUCUCCCCUCUCUCUUGCCUGGACUGCACCCAAAAGCCGGACGCCUUGGACUUCCAACGGGAUUCUCUUCGGACGGAACGUUCCCGGUCGGCGGCUGUUAAAUCGUUCAAUAUGGCCGACAGGAAGGAGGCGAGCGUCGGGAAGAAGGGCCUGGCGGCCCUGGUGCUCCUGUGCGCUCUCACGGCGGUACGCGUGACGGCAAGUCUGGAGGUCAACGAAAGUCAGCAGCAGCAGCAGCAGCCGACCAACGUGUACCACGACAUGGGACACACCAGGAACAAGAUCGUCACGGCCCAGUUUGAGUGCUACCAAAAGAUCAUGAAGGACAACCCUUCCGACCAACAAGAGCCCACCUGCAACCGCACUUGGGACGGCUGGUUGUGUUGGGAUGACACCAAGGCUGGCGUCAUUUCGGAGCAGCACUGCCCGGACUACUUCCAGGAUUUUGAUCCUUCCGAGAUGGUGACAAAGAUUUGCACCGACAGCGGCCAGUGGUUCCUGCACCCAGAGAGCAACCGCACGUGGACCAACUACACGCGCUGCAAUGAACACACCAGCGAAGGAAGAGUGACGGCGAUGAAUCUUUUCUACUUGGCUCUCAUCGGACACGGGCUCUCCCUGACCUCCCUCUUUGUCUCUCUCGGGAUCUUCUUCCACUUCAAGAGUCUGAGUUGCCAGAGGAUCACGCUUCACAAAAACCUCUUCUUCUCCUUUGUCCUCAACUCCGUCAUCACCAUCAUUUGGUUGACGGCUGUGGCGAACAACCAGGAACUGGUGCAGAGGAAUCCGACGAGCUGCAAAGUGUCCCUGUUCAUUCAUCUCUACCUCUUCGGUUGCAAUUACUUCUGGAUGCUGUGCGAGGGCAUUUAUCUGCACACGCUCAUCGUGGUGGCCGUGUUUGCCGAGAAGCAACACCUCAUGUGGUACUAUCUGCUGGGCUGGGGUUUCCCUCUUAUUCCCACUUCCAUCCACGCCAUUGCCAGAAGUUACUACUACAACGACAACUGUUGGAUCAGCUCCAAAACAUCACUCCUCUAUAUCAUCCACGGUCCCAUCUGCGCCGCUCUCCUGGUCAAUUUGUUCUUUCUGCUGAACAUCGUGAGAGUGCUCAUCACCAAGCUCAAGGUGACCCACCAAGCCGAGUCCAGCCUCUACAUGAAGGCGGUGAGGGCCACCCUCAUCCUGGUUCCGCUUCUGGGCAUCCAAUACGUCCUGCUUCCCUACAAGCCCGACGGGCGGGUCUCCUCGGAGAUCUACGACUACGUCAUGCACAUCCUGAUGCACUACCAGGGUCUGCUGGUCGCCACCAUCUUCUGCUUUUUCAACGGAGAAGUCCAAGCGGUUCUACGGCGGCACUGGAACCAGUACAACCUGCAGUUCAGCAGCAGCGUGGGAAACCACUCGGACGCCCUGCGCUCGGCCUCCUACACGGCUUCGUCCAUCACCGAGGUGCAAGGCUGCUACAGCAUCGACGGCCACUCGGAUUACAUGAACGGCAAAGGAAGCCACGACGCCGACGCCGCCGUCCUCAGGUCAGAAAACACCUUUGCCUGACCGCCACGCGUCUUGCCGCUGCGGCUCUGACGGCGCCUCGCCUGCGACCGCUGAGACGGGACCUUGUUCGGAGAUGAAGGGAGGGGGGGGGGAGGAAAACCCCGACAUUCUACUCGCCGCUCCCGGGCCCAUUUACAGUCAUGUCAUUUCCACAAAGCCUUGGCUGACAUUGCAUCGAUGGCCGUGAAUGCUUUUGACCUGGAUAGUGCCAAACCUUUGCCUGCCUCCAGUGCGAAGGUCCUCGCUGUUGAAUCGACUUCUUCCGACAAAUCGCUCAUCUUGUGUUGUUGCAAGAGUAAAAAACCAAAACCCCUGACAUCAGUUUCACGAAUCGGCGUGAAAUUGGCUGCGCGUGUCCAUCAUCAACGACACGUGUCAAAGACUCAAGAGCCCUUGCGGGAGAUGGAACAGGAAGUCGGCCAUUUUGCCGUGCAUGAGAGAAAUUUCUCGGCUCGUCCUGUGACAAACUCCUACGAGGGAAUUCGCCUGCCCAAUUGGACAGAUGGGCUGGGCGCCAUUUGUUGCCUGCAGCAGACAUAUUCCACGGUGCGAGCUCAACAAUUUACUGCCACAGAAAGUGGAGCAUAUCGCACACAACUCCAAAAAAUAGAAAGAAAAAAAAAAUCCCCUGACGACAUAGGACCGAUGGAGUGGGCAUUUCUAGUAGAGAGGGGAAAGUGAAGCUUCAACUUUGCUUCAUGAACAGGCUGUUGUAUUUUAUUUCAGACUCCUCUUCAUGGCACUGUUGCUUUAAGUAAAGAAGAAAUGGAAAGUGAAGAGAGCGUGCCAUCUCGCGUGGUCAAAAAUGCCAACAACUGCUUCAUGAAGCAAAUUUCAAGCUUGGUCAUAAAUGCCAACAACUGCUUCAUGAAGCAAAUUUCAAGCUUCAUUUUCCCAUGAGGAAUUUCUCCCCGAACAAGAUGCAGAGAAAAAGUCUCAUUGUCCCAUCCAUGAAACCGAAGAGAAAGUCGGCCCUUUUGGUGUGACGCUGCCAUUUUGGGUGUCGUUUUGUGGUGUCAUUUCAAGGAUUCACCAUUUGGCUCUUCUUUUGCUUUCCCGCGCACCGCACGGAACAGAUGUUCCAUGUCAUAAUAUAUUCGUAUGAUAUCAAUAUAUUCAUGUUAAUUUAUCCCCGGUUAUUCUUGUCGAUACAAAUAGCAUUACUGUAUUUAUUUGCGCUGUCGAUAAGCUUUCUCAUUUUCGACGGUAUACGGCCUACCUUCUUCAGCAUCGACGCUUACGAAGCGGCCGGAUUUUGUCACGAGUAUUGGCUCAGAAGCCGAAGUAGCGGUCAUGUUGAAGGUCGGCUAGGGACCGAUGCUCAUCGCCAAAGUUUUGCGCGCAAAGCAACGCUUGCCUCGUCAUCUCGGUUUGAUGACCGGAGAGGGACAAAAAUGUGCCACUGAAUUCACGCGCUCAUGCACGCUCGCAGGAAGUCGCCAUGUUGGAAUGAGACAAAAGUUUGUGAUUCUUUUGUCGAAGGCCGCACUGGGGCGCCGUAUGAUGAAAGAGGCGCUUGUAAAUAGCUUGCCAUACACGUGACUUUUGGAUCGCAGAAUGUCCUUUUAUAUUUGACGUCGUACAAGAAAGAAGAAAAGCGAGCGUUCAUAUUCUAUGGAAGCGCGGAUAUGUGUGUGUUUUCGUGUGUUUGUGGUUUACACUUGCGGUAUUUCCAAGUGAAGUCUUGCAGGCAGCGGCGAGUGCGAUGGGACGAGGGCACCCGCCGCGUGCUUUUGCCACGGCCUUCGCAUGUUGAACGGAGGGCCUCUCGCCGCUUCUCCGUGGGCCGCCAUUUUCUCGGGCAACAUCCUCAAAGUCACGGGUGUCCAAGUGGAGGCCCGAGGGCCAGAUCGGAGCCCGCAGCGUCAUUUUGUGUGGCCCGCAAAAGCAAAUCAUAUCUGUCAACUUGCUUUGAAUCUCGCUGAAAAAAGAUUUCAAAUUAUCAUGUCAAUGAAUACCAUUGAGCUUUUGCACUCAUUUUGUACCCCGAUCGGUACAAAACGACUCGCUUGAAAAAUAAUCUGGCACCCCCACCCUGGACCUUGAGUUUCACACCUGUCACUUAUCCCAAACUUUCACCGCAAGAGAGAUUUUAAUGUAUUAUUUUGGACACGAUUCGAAAACAAAAGAGUCAUGCUUCAAGUGUUCAAUGAAAACAAAAACGAGUUUUUGACCUGUGCUGCCCAAAGGAUGACAAUUCAUUGGUCGCUAGAUGUUUAGUCAAUUUGGGGCUACAUAUCGCGCUUUUAUAUGACACGACAAAGGGGUUACGAUGUCCCGGCGACUCUUCUGAUAUGAUGGCGAGAAAAAAAAGCAUUUGGAACCAUCCGGUCUGUCGUACAUUUUUUUUGGGGGGGGGUGGGGGGGGUAUACUGUACUGUAUUGGACUUGAAGUGAGGAGGCCAUUCUGCUUUUUGAAUGUAACUGGCGGCGAAUUCUGUGACGUGACAAAAAAAUGUAGAUUUGCAUCCACAGUGUGUUUUUUUUUUUUUUUAAUUCCGAUUCCACUGAACUGUAUAGCACACGACGUGUUUGUUGUUCCGAGCAGAAUUAGCAAUGAAGAUUUUGUCUCGCUUCUUGACUUUAUUGUGAAGGAAUAUCACGCGGCACCACUUUCUUACACUGACCGAAUAAAAGGUCAACUCCAA
Molecule: messenger RNA, 4364 nt
Organism: Hippocampus zosterae (dwarf seahorse)
Lineage: Eukaryota; Metazoa; Chordata; Actinopteri; Syngnathiformes; Syngnathidae
Gene: calcrla
Product: calcitonin receptor-like a
Exons: 13
Coding region: 1-1716 (571 amino acids)
Biological process (GO): adenylate cyclase-activating G protein-coupled receptor signaling pathway; angiogenesis; cell surface receptor signaling pathway
Cellular component (GO): plasma membrane
Molecular function (GO): calcitonin receptor activity; adrenomedullin receptor activity; calcitonin gene-related peptide receptor activity
Source: RefSeq, a predicted model, not a curated record